AUGGCGGUCGUUGUUGAUCCUUGUGAAAUACUCAACGUUUGUGCGAACGAAACUAACAACAAAACCUACGAGAAUUUGUUAAAGUAUAAAGAAUACUUCCAAGUGCAACCUGACAAGAAAAUUAAAUGGCUAGGAAAUUUUGACGAACUGAAAUGUUUGAUAUUUGAUUUGUUUGGUGCCGAUGGGAAAUGGAGUUCGCCGAGAGGCUCAGCAAAGGCAUUUCGAAACGAUAAAAUAACUAUUACAUAUUACACCAACAAGAAAUCUUUGUUAUUUCAAGGCCAAGAAGGUAACCGUUUGAAAGAGGUUAUAUUAAAUCAAUCAAGUAAGAGUUCUGACUUGUUUACGGACAGUAUAGUUAGUCAUGAAUCUAUCCUUUGUGCUUCAAACAAUGAUAACCUGUUAUAUGCAAGUCAAACCGUGGCCAAAACAGCUAAAAUAUCUAUGAUUAGCGACAAUACUAGAUCUAAAAGCGAGGUAACAGAAACAACAUCAGAUUGCUCAACCCUUGAAGAUCUACAAGACUUUAUCGACUUUUCAUAUCAAAAUAUAUUGCCGCUAAGUGAUAAUGCCAAUUUAUCUUCUACCCGAACCUUUGAUUGUUCUACCCCGUCUCGCCCGAGUGUUGAUGACAACUCGCCUGCUAUAGAGAAACUUUUUGGCACUUUCAAAAGGGAGUUUGAAUCUAAGGUCGAAGCCUUGAUUUUCGAACUUUCGGAGCAGAGGGAAACCAUUGACAGAUGUAAACAGGAUAUAUGUAAAUUGACCAGUGAAAAUUUAAAUCUAAAGUCACGCCUGGCGGAACUCGAACAAAAAGCGUUUCCUAAGAAUAAAUCUAAUAACGUUAUUAAAAACGCUGAAACCAAUGAUGUUAUUAGUAGCACCCUAUCAUAUUACCUGCCCUCAACUGUCUCAAACGAAGCCCCUAGCGCAACUAAUGGUUCUACUAUCAGCUCCCUAGUAAAUAACCACCAAGUAUGUGUCCCCAUGGAGGGCUCUAGUGAAACUGCCGUAUUUUGCAGUCCCUCUUUAAAUAAUCAACCGGCGGUUGUCUGCGACAAGGGAAACAAUCCAAAACGUAAGCCCUUACCAGCUAAAGAAUGCAUGCCUCCCAAAGCUAAUGAAAACAUUGAGCCAUCGAACCACCGAUUGACCAGGUCCAGUAAAGUUAUUCCCCCUACCCAUAAAGAAUCCCAACCUAUUCCAACUAGGAUUACGUACCGUGUCCCAUCAAACGCUAAAAUGAAAACCAUCCGAGGAAAUAGUAAAUACCGGAAGAACCAACAGGUACAUAAUGGCAACUAUACCAAUAAAUAUAAUAGAAGACCCGCUUCUAUGCAGACUGCGAGAAACCAAGCAAAUGAGAAACAUAUUUAUCCGUGCCCUUUUCAACAAGCCCCCCGGUUUCAUUAUCCAUGGACAAAACCUGGGAAUAUUAUGAAGGAGUGGCAAGCAUAUCUAAACUUUGUUCGCAUGACAGUGACAAAUCCACCCAAGUUACCCCGCCAUCCUUCAUUUCCUUUACAACGAAUAGAAACAUUGGUUUAGCGCAAAUCUGUGCAAAAACCAAUAACCAUGAAAAUGAUUAUACAAUACAACAACCGAUACCAACCAUUGCGCAACCGAGAAAAAAGAAAUAUCCUGUUACAUCACGUGUUCCCAAUUACAAGGCAUUAAUUCCAAUUAAUUUAACAUCCACAAGAAAAGUUCCUUCGAGAGAGUCGGGUUUUGCUGUUCCUAAGUUUAUGUUUAUCAACAUAUGUAGUCUGGCAAAAACAAAAAAUCGAGUACGAGCUGUAGUUGCACUGGAGGCAGACUUGGUCAAUAACGAUAUAGAUGUAUGUGUGGUGAGCGAGAGUCACCUGAAACCUGAAAUGCCAGAUGCUGUGGUGACCAUUCACAAUUAUUCAAUAUUUAGAAGAGAUAGAAGUUGGGAAGGACGCGAUAUGAGAGCAAAAGGAGGGGUAGCAAUAUAUGUUCGGAACAACUUAAAAGUUAUUGAUAUUUAUCGAUCCAGUUUGUACGAACUUAUUGGUGUCACACUUCUGUUACCUACAGGAAACCGCAUGUCGAUAUAUGGCCUUUAUCACCCACCUAGGCACAAUUAUCUGGAGAGCGACUUAUUGGAUUAUUUGAUAAAUAUUUCUGACGACGUUCUGGACAAAUAUCCAGACACUGUAAUUGUUUGUGGAGGGGAUUUGAACAGUUUGGACAUAAAACACCUUGAGGAACUAUCAGGAUGGGAUGCAAUGGUCGACUUUUCAACAAGGGGUAACGCAUGUUUGGAUAACUGCCUUACAAAUAGAAUAGAUUUGUUCUCAAAAUGUUAUCCUUUCCACAUGUUAACUAAAACAGACCACAUGGGGGUUAUUUUACCAGCAGGGACGAAACUAAAACCUAUGCGCUGAAAGGUUGAAUUUCGGGAUUGUAGAAAGCAUCGAAAGGAAGAUUUCCACAAAGCUUUAGCAGAAGAAGAUUGGGAGGAUGUAUCGCAGUCCACAAAUGUAAAUGACGCUGUGAAUUGUCUUGAACGUAAGAUCAUGGAUCAUAUGAAUAAAUGUAUGCCCACAAAAACAGUCUCAAUUUCGUCACGUGACCCUUACUGGAUGAGUCCUUUAAUUAAAUCUUUGAUAAAAUCUAAAUCCAGAAUUGCUCGGUCGCAAAAGGAUAGACUCAGUUUAAUUAACAAAAGGAUUUCUGAUGUCAUUUGUCAAAACAGAAGAAAUUUUAGGGCCUUGGUGGGAAGUAGAACUUGGUGGAGAAAGACGAAUGAUAUUUCUCAGCGAAAUGCAUCGUCAUCAAGAGUUACUUUAGAUAAUGCAUCACUUACAAGAUUAAAUCGCUACUUUGGCGAACUCUGCCACGAUGAUAGUUAUGUCGAACCGACGCUCUCAAUUAUUGGUGAUGAAGUAGAUAUUCCUAGCUUUACGGAACAGCAGGUAUGGAAUGCCUUGAAAAGAAUAAAGAGGACAGCAACAGGUCCCGAUUAUAUUCCCUAUUGGGUUUGGAAUGAUCAUGCGGAAAUUCUAACCGAAGUUAUAACUAACGUCUGGAAUUUGUCCCUUUCAUCACAUACUUGGCCAGAUUCAUGGAAAAGAGCGAAUAUUAACCCUCUUGCAAAGGUUGAUUUACCAAAGGAAGAUGGUGACUUUCGUGGAAUAAAUAUUACACCUGUAAUUGCGAGGACCUUCGAAAAGCUCGUUUAUAAUAGUCAGGUCAAGUCGACAGUUGAGGAAAUUUUAUCCCCAACGCAAUUUGCGUACAGGCAGGGGGGGAGUUGUACAAACGCUCUGUUAACUAUUCAGAACAAAGUACUCAGCUUCUUAGAUAGAGCGAACUGCAAAGCAGUUAGACUGUUUUCUAUGGAUUUUAGCAAGGCUUUCGACUCAGUGAAACAUUCACUCCUCUCGGAAAAGUUAAAAACUGUGCCACUCAACCCUUAUAUCAUAAAUUGGUAUUUAAAUUUUCUAAAGAAUAGAAAGCAAAGAGUCGUUUGUAACGAUUUUUGUGGAGAAUGGAUGGAUGUUAAUAAGGGUACAACACAGGGGAGCGUAAGUGGCCCCUACCUUUUUAAUAUUUUCCUAAAUGAUUUAGAGGUGGACAUAGACGGCGAGAACGCUCUUUUUAAAUAUGCGGACGAUUCAAAUAUAAUAGUGCCAGUUUGGAGUGAGGGUCCUGAUACAUCAACAGAUACAGUUGGACAAUUCCUGAGCUGGUCUGAUGAUAAUUUUAUGACUUGUAACCCUGGUAAAUGUAAAGAGCUUAUCAUCCGGAAGAAGGGAUAUAAUGAUCAACUUGACAAUGUUUAUAAUAUACCCCAAUGCAAAGAACUUCCCAUUUUAGGUACUACUUUUCAAGACAAUCUCAAGUUCACCAGUCAUGUGCGAGGUAAAUUGGUCAAAGCAAACAAAUGCUUGUACGUUAUACGAACACUCAGGGCAGAAGGCUAUAGCCAAUGUGAGAUAGAUUAUCUAUUUAAGACCCUAGUAAUAUCUACUAUAACGUUUGGCCUGUCCGUCUACGGUUCUUCUCCAGCCGAACUCAAUACUCUACAACGGUUUUUUGACAGAUGUUUUAAGCGAAAGUAUAUAUCAGAACCUGUAAAUAUUAGAUAUCUUUUAGAAAUACAAGACAGAAAUAUUUUUAAGGCUUCUGUAAAUCAGAAGAGUGCCAUAGUCGACUUGAUACCAAGAAAAAAAUCCACAAGCUACUCUUUGAGGACAGAGUUUAGUCAGUAUCCAAGAGUGAACACGGAACGUUUUAAAUUGUCGUUUGCAAAUAGAUUAAUUUUUAACUAUAACCUAUUCAUAUGAUGUAAACUUUACUAAUGUAUUCUUAAUAUGUACUUGUAACAUAAGAUAUGUAUUUUUAUCUUUUGAUCUAUUAAAAAGACUUUUGAAUUGAAUUGAAUAUAUUUUUUUCUCAUCCUGAUCUAUCUAACUUGCCCAACAUUGUCAAUAUACAGGGUGUAUAAAAAAAAACUGAACAGAUUUGAAAUUGCUCUCAAUUUCGCAAAACACCUAUUUGUAUCUGUUUUUUAUAUAUAUAGCUUCUUUGGGUACUUACAAUGUAAAAUAAUGAAAAAAAUUUCUCAAACUCAAAUUUUGUGAACCAGGGGGGUGUGUCUUUUCCAACAAACUAAAAAUGGCUCGCGCACAAAAUUUAAAAGCUGUAAUCAUAUUUUGAGUUAACAGAUUAAAAAUUUGUCGGGUUUUUAAUUACUGUACAAAAUUUCAGACAAUUUGGUUUAGUUUAAUCCUUUAACUAUUCAUUUUGUUCUAAAAAGUCAGCCUUUCACAUGCUUAAUUAAUGCCUUUACCUAAUUUGCAUAUUGCUGACAUAUGCAAAUUAGGCAAAUGCAUUAAUUAAGCAUGCAAAUAGCUGAUUUUUCGGGAAAAUUGUAACUUUGCGUGAAUAGUUAAGGGGCUUAAACUAAACCAAAUUGUCUGAAAUUUUGUACAGUAAUUAAAAUCCCGACAAAUUUUCCAUCUGUUAACUAAAAAUAUGAUUGCAGCUUUUAAAUUUUGUGCGCGAGCCAUUUUUAGUUUGUUGGAAAAGACACCCCCCCCUGGUUCACAAAAUUUGAGUUCGAGAAAUUUUUUUCAUUAUUUUACAUUAUAAGUACCCAAAGAAGCUAUAUAUAUAAAAAAACAGAUACAAAUAGCUGUUUUGCGAAAUUGAGAGCAAUUUUAAAUCUGUUCAGUUUUUUUUGAUACACCCUGUAUUUGCAUUACGCGCGGGAAAAAUAUUAACCAUUUGUGAGCCGAAAGUGGUUAUUUUUACCGAGCGUAAUACGACUAUAUACAAAAUUUGCGAACUUCACAAGGUUAUAUUUUCUUCAUUUUACAACAUUUAGCAACCAAUCUUUGCAGUUUUACUCAUUCUAAGACGCUCUUUCUAGCUGUGAUGUUGGAUUUUGUUCUUCUUGCCUUGAUCAAAAUUUAGUCUUGGCUGGAAUCACCCAUUCCCCUUUAGAACGAGCGGCUGCGUCAAAACGAACACCAGAAAUGAAAAGAGCACCUCGGUAUUAGUAAAAUGAAGACAUGGUACUCGAUUAAAUUAAAGAAUGAAAAUCUUCGUAGGAUUUGUUGGUAUAUAAAUCUGUUUUAUGUCUGGUAUUAGACAGAGUAAAAUAAUAAAAUGGGGGGCAUUGGAAGCAAUGCAACUUAAUGGGUUAGUAUACAAUAAAUGAAAAAGAAAAAACCCUCCUAAUAUUUUGUGAAAAAUGUUGCAUUUCAGAUUGUUACUACGAAUACUUACUGAUGAUUCAAGAUCACUUUGUCAGGUACUAACAGAAUCACAUUUAUCACAUUUGUGUUUAAUGAAUAAUAUAUAUUUUAAUUGCAACUUUGUCAACCUUUAGCUUGGCAUCAAGUACGGAGCCGCCCUCGAUCAGUGUCAACAUCUUCUCAAAGUUGCCAAACAGCUUGACCUGAAUGUCGUUGGAGUGAGGUAAGCUUGAUAAAUACUAUAAACUUGAGUAAAAGCCGACCUGGAAAAGAGUGGGAUUUCUGGAUAACUCCAUGACUAUUAGUUGCAGUAUGUCUUAACCUAAGAAUGUUUUAUAAAAAUGACAAUGAAGACAAACUUGCCCUCACUGAGUUUUCCAUACGUGGAAACGUUGAGGAAUUCUUUUUCAGAGUCAUUCUGUUUAAAACUAUAAACUAUAUAUUAACAUACACAUUGUAAUAUUUGCUCAUGCAUAAAAAGACCGUUAUUGAUGUGUUUAGUUUCCACGUUGGCAGUGGUUGCUUCGAUGCAACAGCUUUCAAGACUGCUGUGGAAUCUGCCAGGCUCGUCUUUGAUUGGGCGGUAAGUAUACCACAUAAUUUUUAGUUUAAUGAACUUAAUAUUUCAUUAUUAACAUUCCAGAGCUCAAUAAAUUAUGGAAAAAAUGCAUACACGAAUGGAUUUUCAUUUCCCAACUUUCAUUUGUCAUUAAAACUUUGGGGCUCAGAUAUGCUAUGGCAAACAACUGUUUUGCUUGUCAUCCAAAUACUAAAUAUUCUUGUGUAAAUUGCACGGUGACCGUAUUUUAUACAAAAUUUCAUAUAGCCUGCGAACAGGCUCUCAAGCUGAAUUGAGAGCCUGCAUCGAUGACUAAUGAAUUUGAAUAUCUGCCCCGUAACGUUCGUUUUUCCAAAUAUGGAAUGUCUAUCCUUAUAUGGUGUUGUUUACAACUUUCGUGCAAACUAAAUUUAGCCCGUGCAAACUAAAUUUAGACCGUACAGUUUAUACUGUUUUUCGAAAUAUAAGAUAUUCAAGCAAAAGUUCAAAUGUUUUAAAUACUGUUUUCUCAAAACAGAACAUUUCGUGCUUUGAGAAAGAUGGCCAAGACCAAUUUGAUCAGUUAAUGUGUUUUUUAUGCAUAGUGCUUCAGCAGUUGACAUAUAUAGAGCUCAGCGGAAACAUAUAAAUUAUAGCAUCUGACCUAUUAACCGUGAUCUGACCAAUGAGAAUUUCGCGUCACGAUUUGAGACGCAGAUAUUCAAAUUCAUUAGUCAUCGAUGCAGGCUCUCAAUUCAGUUUGAGAGCCUGUUCGCAGGCUAAAUUUCAUAAUAUGUACUGUACACGAAUUUUUCUCUUUAACGUCUAUAAUUUUUCUUUUCGUUAUUCUCGUUUAACGAAGUGAGCAUUUUCUUCAGAAUAAUUAUGAAGUGUAAGGAAAACAGAAGAUGACUGGCAAAGAUUCCGUUGUGACCGGUAAAUUUCAUAAUCCACCGGUUAUGAUGGCGCCGGUUGUAUAAAAAAAGUGCUUAAAGCGCGUAUUUGAGAGUUAAUCCCUAUUUAACUACAAAAUAGUGAUUUAAAAAGUGAUUUAUUAAGAGUUUAAUAAUAUACAUAAAGAUAUUACUCGACUGUGAUUGGUUGAUUUCAGUGCAGUUAAUCCCAAACAGCAGUGCAAUUUUCUGUAAUCACAGUGCAAUUUUUUGUAAUCACAGUGCAAUUUUUUGUAAUCACAGUGCAAUUUUCUGUAAUCACAGUGCAAAAAUCUGUAACAAACUGAUCUGAUUGGUGGAAAAACAUUGUGAUGAUUAAAUCAACCAAUCAGUUUAAAGAAAUUUAUAAUUUAAAGAAGUAACGGUCACAGAUUGCUUCCAAACAAAACAAACAUGGCGCCGCGCUACACAAAGUAAAAGUUGCCUUCGCGUGGAAAAUAUAGCUUUAUCUUUAUUUUUAAAUGGAAAAGCAAUUACCUUAAACAAGACUAACAAAAAUUACAUAGUUAGAUGGAAUUUUCAAGCUGUUAGCGUUGCAUAAUGUGAUAUAACAAAGCCAGGAAAAACUUUACCAGUGGAAUGUUCGCUAUAAACGCGUAAGUUAAAACUACAAUUGUCUCGAACAUUUUUAUGUAAAUUAUUAAUAAGUAAUAGCAUGGUUUCUCGUGAAAUUUGGAUAAACAUGCACUCGUGAGUUUUUCAAAGACCUCAAAUAGCACUCGUCCUUCGGACUCGUGCUAUUUCGAGGUCUUUGAAAAACUCACUCGUGCAUGUUAUAUCCAAAUUGCACUCGAAACCAUGCUAUUACCUAUACUUAUACAACCGGCCCCACACUCUCCAGAUUUAUUUCGAAGCCUGCGAAACAGGGUUGUUUUUAGUUUGACCAGGAAAGUUUUAAUCAGGGUGCAUAUAAUUUCUUAGAUGGAUAUUGGGUUUGCUUUUUCACUCUUGGAUGUCGGAGGAGGCUUUCCUGGUUCAGCCAGCAAAGAUAUCUGUUUCGAAGAGGUCAGUAAAGGGUCAUUUCACCGUUACGGACAUUACAUCUACACACCAUUUUGCUACAUUUUCUUUCUACUCCUCAUAAAGUAGUUAUAACAUUUUCGAGUUUUAUUAGCCUCGUGGUACCUAAGGCUAACCCUUUGUGAUGCAAAGCGAAAUACACUGGUAUAGAUCUUUAUAAAUGGUGUUAGUCAAUUGGUUUGAAGAGUUGUUAUGGACAUUACAGCUAAAACAACCAUUCGUUAAAUCUUAAUUUCUGUGAAUCUCAAAUGGUCGAAAAACAAUCACUACUUUAUUAAAACGGACAACAAGUCAUAGUAUAGUAAUACAAUAUUACAUUUGUAUAUUACAGUCAGUCUAUUUCACUCGUACAAUUUUUAUUUGUGAAAAUGUGUGUUGCAGACAUUACACAAAAUGUUACGGACAUUACAGUGCGCGUUGUACCUAAUCGGACAAAAAUGUCUUGUCAUUGCACGAAUUAUGAAUUUUGCUAGUGUUCCUGAAACUACGACUAAUAGGUGUUGCUAUAUCACUGAUGGAACAGGAAACCAAACUGUGGCUCCUUAAAGAACUACCCAGAACGUUUCAUGUUCGAAUUUAGUGUUUGCAACCAAAUUUUAUUUUAUGUAGACUGAGUUAUAGAAUCCCAAGAGGGAGGGUAUGGCCUAAAUAUAACCAACAAAGAUAAAUUUUGUUCAUUUCAACUCAUAAUCUUUCAUGAAUGAUAUAAGUUGUUGCACACAUAUAUUUUAUUGUUUUAAAAAAAAAUGUGAUUUUCUUACUUCUCAUAUGGAAUAGCCCAAAGACAAAUUUAAAUGAUUGAUGACGCGGUGUGAAGCUUAACCUUAAAAAUUUCUUUUGGUGUAGGUUUGUUCUGUAUUGAACAAUACAAUAGAUGAUUGUUUUCCAUCGAGUUCUGGUGUUCGAAUCAUUGCGGAACCUGGGCGUUUUUAUGUCAGCACGGCAUUCACUUUAGUCGCCAACGUGACAUCUAGACGAGAAACAAAGUUGGAGCUUAGUGAUAAUAAAGGUCAGUGUAUCCACCAGGGGUGGAAAAAUGUUUUUACUUUCUUGGACCGCAAGAGAUUCAUUGAAAAAGUCGACACUUGGACACUGUAACUGUUGACAAGUUUUCAAACUGAAUGUCAUGCUAUAUUCUAAUAGAAAAAAAUUAAUUCUUAAUGCACUGAGAAUCUUAAUAAUACUUUUCAGGAAUAUAAGAUAAAACUAAUUUAGAUAACAUGCAGCAGGAGUCAGAUCCUAAGGUAAAUUUACAGAUGCCAAAAAGAGUACCACUAGGGGGCACUACUAGAGGGUUCUGUGGGCAUGCUCCCCUUAUUGGUUAAAAAUGCAUUUGCCAUACAAUAGUGCAUACAUUUAUACACUAAUGCAAUAUUAAGAUGGAUGCACUUAUAUAAUUGCAUUUCUAAGGUCAUAACUGAAUUUCUCCUUUUAUGUAAAUUUUUACAAUUAUCUUUUUUCUUUCCUGUGGAAAUAUUUUCUGGGAAUUCAAAACAUUUUCUGGGACCAAUGUCUCAUGGUCCGAUACUUUUUCUACCCUUGGUAUUCAAAUUUUAAAUGUUGUUGUCUUUGUUGAUACAGUAGUUAGGCCACAUUACAGUAGUUAGGCCACAUUUUGGUGCAAAUGGUGGUGGUGGGGAUUUCAGUGGAGAUGCAUUUCCCACUCACCCUGGGAUGUUAGGGUUCACGACGUUCCCUCUGAAGUUAACGUCAUGCUUGUAGACAUGUAAUAUAUAGAAUGUAUUUUUCUAUUACAACCUAUCAAUGUAUUAAUGACUGUAUGACUACACAGUUUACACUAAAAGACUAAUUGACACAGAGAUGGAUCGGGCUUUUUUCAGGCUUUGUUUGAGGCCGUUAAACGGACCCAAAAACUCAAUCUUGAAUUGAGUUUUGAAACUCAAUCAUGUCUUCGAAAGUUUAAAUGCAGUAAAAUUUGCUGUCAUACCAGGGAAUGUUAAUAGAAAUAUACAUGUAACAGAAAAGCCUUAAAAUGCCAUAGGGACUAUUCUCAAUAGAGCGAUAGGAUCAUGUGGUUUUCGGGUUAAAAUGCGCGGUACUGUUUUGCUGCUUUUCUGGCGGAGGGAGCGCGUCGAUGAUCCUUUAAUCGACUGCUGAGCCAACGUUGAUUUCAGGAAGAGUACCAGUCGGUACUUUAGGUCCUUUUCAGAGUCUUAAAAAGCGUUGAUGGUUGCGCAGAGCGUAGAAUGGGAAUUUGUUCAAAUGAGCAUAACACAAUGAUGACGAGGAAGCGUAAAGUCUGCAGUUGACAAACGGUCCAACUCUGAAUAAAACCCAAACAAAUAUUAAUGUUUUAUUUGGAAAUGUUUUAAUAUAGGUAAUCAUUUGCAACACAAGACUACAAAAGUAAGUAAUUCGAACCCUUAAUCCUAAACCUUAAUCCAUAAUCUUCUUUGAUCCUAACUCGUGAUCCUAACCCUAGCAUUUAUUCAUAUAGGGUUUUAUGUACUACAUCAACGAAGGGGUGUACGGCUCAUUUAAUUGCCUAAUCUUUGAUCAUUCUACCGUGGAAGCCAUACCAUUACGUGACUACCAUAGCAACGACGAAAAAUUCCCAUCAAGCAUUUGGGGCCCGAGUUGUGACUCAAUGGAUUGUGUAGCUAAGAAUAUAAUGCUACCUGAAUGCAAUAUUGGGGACUGGCUGUACUUUAAAGAAAUGGGAGCUUAUACACUGUCUGCUGCUUCAGGGUUCAAUGGUUUUCUGCCGCCAAGUUGUUUUUAUUUUAUAUCCCUCCGUGCAAAAGAUGAAUUGAAAAAGUAUCUGCCUAUUGUUUCUACAGUCAGUGUUAAAAUAUUGAUAAACGUCGAGGAACGUUCCCCCGUUUCAAUGGCCAUAAAUACUAACAGUGCUUUAAAUUAUAUAGACAUAAGAUGUUGACACACAUUCCUCGUAUAUAUAUGUUGAGAUCUUUUAAACAUUUUCAUAUUAGCGACAUUUAUACGAACGAAAAUAAGCCGAGGCUUAAAUAAGUCGCGAACGACUCGUAUAUAUAAAUAGUCAAAUUUGCAAUAAGCCUGCCGCAUACGAGAUAAACAUGCUGAGCUAACCGCCUCGCGUGGCAGCUAGCUCAGCAAGUUCCUCUCGUGUGCGGAUAGUUUUCGUAAGGAUUUUACCCCUCUCGAGGCCUAGAGGAAUUUAUCUAUCAUGUUUGAUCUUUUUCACCUCGCGAGGAAAAAACUCAACGUCGGCGGAUAUUGUGAGUUUUAAUAAUGCUGAGCUGCUUGAAUCAAUUAGCCAAUGAGAAACCAUAGUUUCUUCAUGUGACUUGGAACAAAAUGGAGGAAAAUGCAAACGAUUUUAUCAGUUGUGUUGUUGUUGAGUAGUUUUCUCAACGUGUGCGGUGAAAAUGCAUAGCUGAGCUAGCCGCCAGGCGAGGCGGUUAGCUCAGCAACUUUCUCUUGUGUGCGGCAGGCUUAAGUCGUUCACGACUUUAUUUAAAGAUGAUGUCCACUCCGUUCUGCGCAUCAGUUCUGCUCAUAACAAAGGGGGACCCCCUGAUAUAAACAUUGCCCAAAUUUUGCAUCUUUCGAACUUUUUUGAAUUGAAACGUAUAGUUUAUAUUCAUUUACAAGUUUUGCGAACCAGAAAAGUGUUAGAUAUUGAAUAGUAUGUAUGUAUGUAUGUAUAUGUAUGUAGUAUAUCAUAUUUUACAAAUAUACCAGUUCAAAACGUAAACAAAGUUUGCGCAUGUGCACAGGAGUGGACAUCAUCUUUAAGCCGCGGCUGAUUUUCUCUCGUAUAAAGGGCUGUUCACACGAAGCCUGGCUGGCCCGGUGAACCGGGAUGAUUCUUGUAAUAGACUGAUUUAGAAAUCACGACGUAAACUGAAAGCGUCGCCUUAGAAAACAAACAAACUCUGUAUGGAGAACAAAAGGUUUUAAUAAUAAACAAUUGUUUAUGGUCAGGAAAAUAAUUUCGUGACACGAUCUAUCCCGGUCAGCCGGGCUGGCUCGGCUCAUAUGAACAGCCCCUAAAUGGCCCCAUUGUGUAUAACAAAUUGUGUUUUCGCUUCGCGUUGCUUCGUUAAGAUAUAGAUAUAUAUAUAUUAUAUAAGACACGUAUAUAAUGCGCAUAUAUUAUUAUUAAGCUAUUUAUAUAAUCAAGAAAGUUGAUCGUUUUAAC
Messenger RNA from Paramuricea clavata, 12384 nucleotides. The record is from the annotation of a GenBank genome assembly. NCBI's taxonomy places the organism in Eukaryota, Metazoa, Cnidaria, Anthozoa, Malacalcyonacea, Plexauridae.